Molecule: messenger RNA, 698 nt
Organism: Blepharisma stoltei
Lineage: Eukaryota; Ciliophora; Heterotrichea; Heterotrichida; Blepharismidae
Source: the annotation of a GenBank genome assembly
AUGAAUUUGUCAAAAGACCUCAAAGCAAUCGAAGACAAAAGAAUGGCAGCUGAGAAUGAGCUAGCUCUUAACAAAAAAUUUUUUUAAUAUAACAAUUUUUAGGAAAAACAGCGAUAUAUAAGUGAUAAUUAGUAUAAUGAAAUCUCUAGCUAAUUCUGUUUUAAUUUUAAACACCUUGCAUUUUAAAAUAGAAAUUUUACAAAUUAAAUAUAUAUUUAUUUCCAAAUUGGAUUUUUUAAGUGUUGAAAAAAAAUUUUACUAUAAAAUUUAUAUAUAAAAUUUUUAAAAUAACAAAAAUUAACCCUCUCUGUGAGUGAACAAAAUUUUUUGUACGCUCACGAAGGGGAGUAAGAGAAAUUGAAAGAUUGAUAUUUAAGCUAGAAACAAACUAUCUUAAAGAUGCUUCAAUCGAUGGAAACGUAAUUAGAGGCUGAGAUGCUCUAAUUAACCAAAAAGCGUCAAAAAACAGUGGAUAUCUUGGAAGGAAAUAUAGCAACAAGCCAUAUUCAGAGAAAGACAGAAUCUUUUCAAUGUCUUCAGCAACGAUUCCUUACAAACUCGCAGAAGAUGAAUUUCAAGAUGGUCAGCUCCCGCUAAAAAGAAAAUUAAAUAUUGGAGGAAAAAACACUCUAAUUAAAAGGAAAUCGAAAAGAAGACUAGAAGAUGAUGGUGACUACAGCGAAGGGACUAUUAACUAG